Penicillium concentricum is the source of this 696-nucleotide messenger RNA. RefSeq lists its product as uncharacterized. The transcript has a single exon. The coding region runs from base 1 to 696 and encodes 231 amino acids. The record is from RefSeq and is a predicted model, not a curated record. NCBI's taxonomy places the organism in Eukaryota, Fungi, Ascomycota, Eurotiomycetes, Eurotiales, Aspergillaceae.
AUGAAGUUUACCGCAGCUCUCCUUGCAGCCGUGAUGGCCGCUUCCGUUGCUGGCUCGCCUAUUGUCAAGCAGGCUAGUGAAUCCACCGGUGCUGUCCCCAAUGGAGAUGAUUAUGAACAAGCGCAUAUCUACUACCGCAGAGACGACUACAAGCACCAGAACUCAAUGUACGGCAAGCGUGAUGAGGCGACGCCAGAGGGAAAUGACUACGAGCACCAAGCCUCCAUCUACAGCAAGCGUGGCGAGGCAAAGCCGGAGGGGGAUGACUACGAGCACCAAGCUUCCAUCUACAGCAAGCGUGGCGAGGCAAAGCCGGAGGCAGACGAUUAUGAACAAAAGCACAUCUACUUCCGCAGCGACGACUACAAGCACCAGAACUCAAUGUACGGCAAGCGUGAUGAGGCGACGCCAGAGGGAAAUGACUACGAGCACCAAGCCUCCAUUUACAGCAAGCGUGGCGAGGCAAAGCCGGAGGGAGAUGACUACGAGCACCAAGCUUCCAUCUACAGCAAGCGUGACGAGGCAACUCCAGAGGGAAAUGAUUAUGAGCACCAAUCUUCCAUUUACAGCAAGCGUGGUGAGGCAAAGCCGGAGGGAAAUGACUACGAGCACCAGUCUUCGAUCUACAGCAAGCGUGGUGAGGCAAAGCCGGAGGGAAAUGACUACGAGCACCAGUCUUCGAUCUACAGCAAGUGA